Molecule: messenger RNA, 763 nt
Organism: Heteronotia binoei (common prickly gecko)
Lineage: Eukaryota; Metazoa; Chordata; Lepidosauria; Squamata; Gekkonidae
Gene: RPL36A
Product: ribosomal protein L36a
Exons: 5
Coding region: 390-710 (106 amino acids)
Biological process (GO): translation
Cellular component (GO): ribosome; cytosolic large ribosomal subunit
Molecular function (GO): structural constituent of ribosome
Source: RefSeq, a predicted model, not a curated record
GGGGAGGCACCUGCACCUUUAAAAGUCAGAUAAACAGGAAAAUUCCAAGCGUGGCAGCUUUUCGUGUCAGUGCAGUCAUGCUGUGAUGGCGAAAGCAAAGCUGCAGCUAACAAUUUCCCCGCUUUGGAACUAAAGUCUAAAGGGAAAAAUCUCUACGAAAAAACGCGCGGAGGAUUGCAGCCUUGAAGCACAGGCGACGCCCCAUCAUUUCUGGAAUUUGCAUAAUUUUCCACCACUCGUUCCCGAUAGGUGGCGCACAAGUUUUCCCAGAAACACUGCCGAGCACGACAAGAGACGCUCUAGCCUCCCACUUUCCUGUGCCCCUGUGUAUUAGCCUCUUCCGCUUUAGGAGGCCGGCCCUUUCGGUGGGUGCUGGAGACGCCGGGAAGAUGGUGAACGUUCCAAAAACCCGCAGGACUUACUGCAAAAAGUGUGGCAAGCACCAGCCCCACAAAGUGACUCAGUAUAAGAAAGGCAAAGAAUCUCUGUAUGCUCAGGGAAAGAGAAGAUAUGAUCGCAAACAGAGUGGCUAUGGUGGUCAGACGAAGCCUAUUUUCCGCAAGAAGGCCAAGACCACAAAGAAGAUUGUGCUGAGGCUGGAGUGUGUUGAGCCAAACUGCAGGUCCAAGAGGAUGCUGGCCAUUAAGAGAUGCAAGCACUUUGAACUUGGAGGAGAUAAGAAGAGAAAGGGCCAAGUCAUCCAGUUCUAGACAUUCAGCUUGUACUUUUGCUAUGGAACCCAUUAAAAUCCAAUGGAAAUGCA